AUGACGGACUCCCUGAACAACGAGAAAGACACGAUGAUUUUCAAACCAAACGGAGAGCACAUGUUUAGUAACACCAACGGGGUGAUCACCCAGUCGAAGGAAAACGUCACAGCCGAGGAUCUGUUUCUGACAAAAAAUAUUUUUCAAGAUGUGAAGCAGAAGGUGACUGGUGGGCCUGUAAAAACAACGACGGUAGAAAAGGUGACGAAGAUUCCUAAGGUGGUCUUUAGGGAAAGGGUAAAGGAUAAAGUCGUGAAGAAAAAAAAAGUAAUAACAAAAGAAGUGGAAAUAGAACAGGUCGUAGAUGUGAUCGAAAAUAAGGAGGAAAUUAUUUACAACGAAGUAAAGGUACCAACAUAUGUUGACGUCCCUAUAGUGCAACCAAGACAGGAGGUAUACCACACGGAGAUUCUAAAAAACGUCCCUAAGGGGAUCGAGUUGUUAGUAAAGCAAAGGUUAGAAGUACCAAAGGUUAGGCCAAAGUAUGUAGAAGUUCAGGUCCCCAUUUACGUACCCUGUUACAUUGAAGUACCCAUUCCUGCUCAAUAUAUCCCUAUCCCAAAAGGAGAAAAAAAGGACCAUUUUACAUGUGGCUUAAAUGAGGGUCAAAAAGUUUAUUAUGAAAACCCUAUGGUUUAUAAGAACCCUUUUAUACGUAGUACGUUAGCAACAGGGACCACCCAGGGGGAGUCCAAUCAUCAGGCUAACUUAAGUGGAAACGGUCCUCCUGUCGAUGGGGGGGACAAUAAAUCGGAGGCCAUUUACUCGUCCAAAAGUUCUGUGGAAAAUUUGAUCGCGGAGCAGAGCAAUGUAGAUAAUCUGGUCACCGCGGGGGCAGAAUAA
Messenger RNA from Plasmodium coatneyi, 843 nucleotides. RefSeq lists its product as uncharacterized. The coding region runs from base 1 to 843 and encodes 280 amino acids. The record is from RefSeq and is a predicted model, not a curated record. The transcript has a single exon. NCBI's taxonomy places the organism in Eukaryota, Apicomplexa, Aconoidasida, Haemosporida, Plasmodiidae.